CUUGACGACCCCGUUAAGCCCUUCUCCUUGUAAUUCCUUCAGAGGCACUCCAUCACUGACGCUCCCAUCUCACUCCUACCUGUGCCGUCUUUGCACGAUUACGGAAGUCGGACCUUUCAUUUUAAACACUUGCGAAGGAAAAUAAUUUUGAAAAAAGAAAAAAUGGCCAGCAGCUUCACCAGAAUCCUGUCCUCCAAGCGUAACGUUGGAAUCCUCUCGGUGGUGGCGGGGGGCUCCAUAACGGCCGCUUUUCUCUUCAAACGGGAGCAUGUCAGCGCCGGCGGAGUACCGGUCCGCAGGAUAUACCCCGCAAGUGCAGAGUAUCCUGACCUGCGCAAACACAACAACUGCAUGGCAAGUCACCUGACCCCUGCUAUCUAUGCCAAGCUUUGUGAUAAAGCCACUCCCAACGGUUUCACAUUGGACCAAGCCAUCCAGACAGGUGUGGACAACCCCGGGCACCCAUUCAUCAAGACAGUUGGCAUGGUUGCAGGAGACGAGGAGUCAUAUGAGGUAUUUGGAGAUCUGUUGGACCCUGUCAUCACAGAGAGGCACAAUGGUUACGACCCCCGCACCAUGAAACAUCCCACUGACCUAGAUGCUAGUAAGAUCCAUUCGGGGCAGUUUGAUGAACGCUAUGUGUUGUCAUCCAGAGUGAGGACAGGCCGCAGCAUCCGGGGGCUCAGUCUGCCCCCCGCCUGCACUCGGGCAGAGCGUAGAGAAGUGGAAAGGGUGGUGAUAGAUGCCCUAUCUGGUCUCAAGGGAGAUUUGACUGGGAGAUACUACAGUCUGACCCAAAUGACAGAGAAGGAACAGCAGCAGCUCAUUGAUGACCAUUUCUUGUUUGACAAGCCAGUGUCCCCCCUCCUGACAUGUGCAGGCAUGGCUCGUGAUUGGCCAGAUGCUCGUGGUAUUUGGCACAACAACGAGAAGACGUUCUUGAUUUGGGUCAAUGAGGAAGAUCACACCAGGGUCAUCUCCAUGGAGAAAGGAGGCAACAUGAAGAGAGUCUUUGAGCGGUUCUGCAGAGGUCUCAAGGAGGUGGAGCGUCUGAUCCAGGAGAGAGGAUGGGAGUUCAUGUGGAAUGAGAGGCUGGGUUACAUCCUCACCUGCCCUUCCAACCUGGGCACAGGCCUCAGGGCUGGGGUCCAUGUCAAACUCCCCUUGUUGAGCAAAGAUCCUCGCUUUAGUAAAAUCCUGGACAACUUGCGUCUUCAGAAGCGAGGCACUGGUGGAGUGGACACCGCCGCUGUGGGUGGCGUGUUUGACAUUUCCAACCUGGACCGCCUCGGACAUUCUGAGGUCCAGCUGGUGCAGACAGUGAUUGAUGGAGUCAACUACCUUGUUGAGUGUGAGAAGAAGCUGGAGAAAGGCCAGGACAUCAAGGUGCCCCCACCCAUUAAGCAGUUCAAGUAGACACUAAUCCCCCCAUCUUUGCACACAGACCUCUGAACACACGUGCACAGAUACCCCACUGUCUGUCAUAGAUACCUAAAUAUCUAUGCGUUCCUCUCAUUUACUACUAUACCUAAUCACACCUUCCUGUUCAAUAAUAUAAUCUAUAAUUUAAUCUAAAUGUUAUUUGUAGUGGUUGUUCAAUUGAAUUCAGUUGGAGCUGCAGAAUGUUAGAGCUCAGAUCCUAAUCUGACUCCUGAGAGACAACAGUGGUUUGUUGGCAGAAAUGUUGUGGUGGUCAUGAUUGACUCCUCUGCUUGGCCAAACAAUAUCUACUGCUUUGCUCCAGACAAGUCCUUUUCCCACUAAACCCCAGCUUUACCCUGCCUCAUCCACGUCCCGCUGCAUGUCUGCACGCAGCCUGUCUCCUACCUUCCCUCAUGGUUAAUAUCUGGUGUUUAUAUAAUCUUUCCAUUUUUCGUUUUUUUCUCCAUAGUGCACUAUACGUAGAGAAUUUAUUUUCUCCAUUUUGAAUGGGUUUGAAUGUAGAAUUACCUUCCAAAAUAGGAUUUUGUGAAUGGUAAAGUACAGGUGAUGAAAUAAAAUGUUCUAACUCAUAAACAAAGUUCGAGUCUGAACCAGAAGCUUAUGAAGCAAUAUUGUAGGAGCUAUUACUGAAUGUCAAUCUGUCAUGUCUUUUAUUAUUAAAGAUAUCAUCUAUUUAACAA
Oryzias latipes (Japanese medaka) is the source of this 2123-nucleotide messenger RNA. RefSeq names its product creatine kinase, mitochondrial 1 (gene ckmt1). Gene Ontology annotation, cellular component: mitochondrion. Gene Ontology annotation, molecular function: creatine kinase activity. Lineage: Eukaryota; Metazoa; Chordata; Actinopteri; Beloniformes; Adrianichthyidae. The record is from RefSeq and is a predicted model, not a curated record. Gene Ontology annotation, biological process: phosphocreatine biosynthetic process.